AAAAAAUGGUCGAGAAAUUUCAUUUGGGUGGAGAAAUUGUAGUACUCCACUAGAAAGGCCGAGGGAGUAUAUUAUUUUAAACAAAAAACCUUAUAAAAUUCUCUCUCACCGCGUUUCUCUCUCUAGGGUUAGGGUUUUCGAUUCCCCUUAAGCGCUUCGUCUUUGACAAAAAUACGGCCCUGAAGAAAUCUCUCUCUCAGUUUUAAAAUUUGACGAUGAUGUCGACCUCUUCGCGAAUUUGAAAUUCUCUCUCUUUACUGUGUUCUGUUUUGCUACUCACAGAUUUUGAAGUUCUAAGAUAAACUUCCAGUUGAGCAGUCUGAUUCUUGGAAGCUUUGGAGCUAUGUAUAGUGAAGGUGUUCCUGAGUUUGUUAUUGAUCAGAGCUUGUAUUAUCCCUCUGGGACCAAUUAUGGGUAUUUUUGUACAGGAUUUGAUUCGGCCGGCAAUUGGGAUGACCACCAAAGAGUUUUUGGUCUGGAUGGUCAAGAUAUGUAUGCGGGUUCACAGAGUGAAGGCUUUCCAUAUGUAUAUUAUACACCUAGCUACGGGUAUGCACAAUCUGCAUAUAGCCCUUAUACUCCUGGUGCUGUGGUAGGAGUUGACCCUUCAUAUAUGGGAACACAGCAGUACUACACCAUUCCUUCUUAUGAAAACCCGGAGUUUGCCCAAUCAUAUUUCCCAAUGGUAAUGCAAAAUGAAUCUGAUAUUGUGGCAAACAGUAAAACCCCAUUCCUUGAUAGUUCCUUUUCUUCUGCUAAUAUAGCUCAAAGCCAGGGUCCCGGUCAUAAAUUUUCUUCGGCGUCUCCAAUCUUCAUCCCAGCUUCAUUAGGUCCUUCUUCUAGUCAAACUAAUUCUUUUGUGAGGGGUUCAGAUAGUACUAAAUCUCUUCCUGGAUCCAGCAAGCAGCCAGUUGCCCAUGGAAGCGCCCCUUCUGAUUCUUCAAAGGGUAAAGUUGCUCAAGCACCAGGAAGUGUUUCACAUGGGAAAUCUAGUCAUUCUCAGGUAAGGAUUUCCCUUCCGCCUGGGAAUGGACUGUCAAAUUUCCGACCAGCAUCUCAUGAUGUGGCUAGUGUAGACAAGCUUCAGCCCAAGUUUUUGCAUGGAAGAGUCCACACAGAUGUUAAAGUAAGCCCAGCUGUAUCUUCUGGGCAGAAUUUAGUGCCUCGAAUCAGCAGGUUGAAUAGUCCAUUGGUUGUUAAGGCCUACACUACAAGAGCCGGAGACAUUGAUGCUCAUGGAAACAUCACUAUAUCCAGAGAUCAGUAUAAUCAUGAUGGUUUUCAAAUGGAUUUUGUGACUGCAAAGUUUUUUGUUAUUAAAUCCUACAGUGAAGAUGACGUGCACAAGAGCAUUAAGUACGGUGUUUGGUCAUCUACUCCUAAUGGGAACAGGAAGCUAAGUAAUGCUUAUGACGACGCUCAGAGGAUUGCUGCUGGGAAUUCAAUAGGCUGUCCAGUAUUCUUGUUUUUUUCAGUAAAUGCAAGUGGACAGUUCUGUGGUGUUGCGGAGAUGACUGGCCAUGUAGAUUUCCAUAGAGACAUGGAUUUCUGGCAGCAAGAUAAAUGGAGCGGCAGUUUCCCAGUGAAGUGGCAUUUUGUUAAAGACGUUUCAAAUUCUAACUUUAGGCACAUCACAUUGGAAAACAAUGAGCAUAAGCCAGUGACUAAUAGCAGAGACACCCAAGAGAUAUAUUACAAGAAAGGGAUGGAGAUGCUUAAACUUUUCAAAAACUUCACAUCUAGAACCUCCUUAUUUGAUGACUUCUUGUUCUAUGAAAGUAGAGAGAAGAUUAUGCAAGAAGACAGAGCCAAGCUUCUUAUUAGGAGCUAUGAAAGUCCAUAUCUUGUACCCGUACUAGAUCCUCCCCGCAAGUUCAAUUCUAUUUUUGACUCAUCACCCUCCAGUGGCGGUGAGAAAACAUACAAUCAUGUUGAUCUGAAAAAGGCCGGAGAUACUUUAGGAGCUGUUACUGAGGAGCUUCAAGCCAUUCCUAGCAAAUCCCUUGCUAGUGAGAGUGAGAAACCGGUUUCUAGAGUGCAGGAUACUGUAGUUUCCAAAACCAACCUAAGCAGUUCGAGUGAGAAGAACGAGGCCGAUGAAAAUCUAUCAAAGAAUGGCAAUUCCAAGAAGUCUGGGAGUGCUGGGGGAUUGCCUAAAACCAAUAAAUCUGCUCCAAACGAAAAUAAAAAAAGUGCGGUGAGGGACGAACAAGCAUCAAAGCUUUGUGAUCCCAAGAAGUCCGAGGAGGAGAUUCCAGAAGUGCAUGAAAUCAACAAAAAUGGUGCAAACGAAAGUGGGAAAAUUGUGGCAAGUAGCAUUGAUGAUAGUGCUGUGAAGAUUGGUUCUCUCACUAUACAUGCUAAGCAGCCCCCCAAGUCUGAUCCUAGGGACACUGUUUCUACUUCAACUAAUACUGCUACUCCAGUAAGCAACCAAUCAGUUGAUGUGGUCACAGUAGGAUCCGUGCCCGUGAAAGUUAAUGCAUGUGCCGAACCUUCUGGCUUCUUAAGAGUUGGAUCUAUUCAACUCGAUCCCAAAUCCUUUCAGUGUAGUGAGAAUACUGGUUCUGGGAAAAGUGCUAUGCCGAAAGUUUGAUGAAGACAUGGCCAUCAAUGGUCUCUCAAGUGCUUGAUUUUUCACUGUACAUCCAAAUUUACUGUCGAGGUCCCUUGUUGUGGUGGACUGCAAAUCCUCAAAAAAGCAUAUUUUGUUUGGUUUUUUCCCAGGUGAGGGAUGGAUGCACUGAUACUUAGGUUGUGGCUUGUGGGCUUCAUCUAUGGGGGUUGGCUGCCAUUGUUUGCAUGUGUGUUUCUCUCUCUUUUGACUCUCACUCUCCAACUGCUUAUUAAACAUACACCAGAGAACUUGAUAUGAUGUGCUGGGGUUGGGGGUGGAGUUUUUAGACAAGGUUUUGGUUUCCAUAUGGGAUAUUGAUUUUUCUUUUUGUUAGCCUGACAGUGAUUAACAAAAAAAAAGUACACAUUGGUUUUUUUUAAUGGGUCACAUGUGUGACCAUAUUGACUUGUAUGAAGAAUUGGAUUGGCUUUUGUGAUCUGUUUUCAGCCAUCACUUUGGAUUGGCUUUUGUGAUCUGUUUUCAGCUAUCACUUUGUAGGGUGUUUUCAGUGUUUGUUUGGUAGGUAAAAGCUAGGGACUACUAGCUUUGGUA
Messenger RNA from Cuscuta campestris, 3169 nucleotides. The record is from the annotation of a GenBank genome assembly. NCBI's taxonomy places the organism in Eukaryota, Viridiplantae, Streptophyta, Magnoliopsida, Solanales, Convolvulaceae.